Molecule: messenger RNA, 1437 nt
Organism: Fomitopsis serialis
Lineage: Eukaryota; Fungi; Basidiomycota; Agaricomycetes; Polyporales; Fomitopsidaceae
Exons: 2
Coding region: 202-1326 (374 amino acids)
Biological process (GO): regulation of transcription by RNA polymerase II
Cellular component (GO): nucleus
Molecular function (GO): DNA-binding transcription activator activity, RNA polymerase II-specific; RNA polymerase II transcription regulatory region sequence-specific DNA binding
Source: RefSeq, a predicted model, not a curated record
GUGCAUUGCGCACACCGGGCGGACCCUCCGUGACCACCGUCUCUGACGCCUACGGCGAAGCAUACACGUUGCAGUAAUUGAAAUCAGAAGAACUAUGUAGGAAUAAUGAUGAGGUAUGUCGCUAUCGAAGGACGGGGUUGCAAAUGAAUGGACGGGAGUAGCUAGGGCGCGCAUUCAAGACCCUUCAGCUUGUCUCCACCCAUGGAUCGCAGACACACGCCAGCACAAGAUACGCAGGCGACCACCAGCUCCGCGGCGGAACGACGGCGGGUGCGGUCCAUCAGUCAACCUGGUCCGUCGUACGCACACACCUCCGGGCCUAGUAGGCCAAGUGAGAACACCCCGUUGAUGGGAGCAACGGCGGUACCCGACACACAUUUGGCAGACCCGUUUGAGUUCGACUUCCUCUCCACAUUCAAUCCCUUCGCCGAGCAGCAGGCGACCUCAGCGCAGGGCUACGACGACGCCGCCUUCCUGAGAGCCCUACUCGCCUUCCAGCAACAAUCCUCCUUUAACGCCGCAUCCUCUCAUUCCAUGCCGACGCCCCCGCCCACAGUGCCGAACAUGCCCAACGUCCCGAGCAUGUCUAACAUGCCCAACCUACCCAACAUGCCCAACCUACCCAACAUGCCCAACCUACCUAACAUGCCCAACCUAUCCAACAUGCCAAACAUGCCGGCACCUACCAUGGGGCAGAACCCAACAAACGCAUUCCUCGCCGCGCUCCCCUGGCUGCAAUUGAUGUACCAGAUGCAGCAGAAUCAGUACAGCCAGCCGAUGCAACCGACGUCUCACCAUGUACCGUUCAUGCAGCAGCAACAACAAGCGGAAUCCCAGCCGCAGCCGCACUCUCAGCCAGAUCCACGCCGGACCUCACAACCCCAAUCUCCAUGGGACGCGACCCCGAAUCCAUUCUCUCCGUCGCAAUCCAACCAAGCGGACGCGUCUCCCGCGUCUUCUUCAACGGGCGCGCCGUCCCCGCCACAGCAGGUGGAAGUACCGGAAGACCCGGUGGUGAUUGCGGAGGACAAACGGAGACGAAAUACGGCAGCUUCUGCGCGCUUCAGGAUCAAGAAGAAGCAAUGGUCGCUCAACCUUGAGCGCACCAUCUCGGACCUGUCCAGUCGCGUGCAGGAGCUCGAGGUGGAGGCUGCCGAGUUGCGGCGGGAGAACGGGUGGCUGAAGGAGAUUGUCAUGCUGAAGAGCAAGCAGAACGCCCAGGCGGCAGCAGGCGGGGAAGUGGGGACCUCCGCGAGUGCGAGUAGUAGCCAGCUAGAUCUAACAGACCGGUCCGCGGGCGAGGGCAGCGGGGGACACACUUUGUGAACGUUGCGCAGGGUGUGGGGCGAGAGGACAGUGCUCGCCAUCUCUUCGUGCCGACGCUAUAUACUGUACGCUAUCGAAUUCCGAAUUGCCUUCUUUCCGACUAGUCAAUUC